Messenger RNA from Aspergillus versicolor CBS 583.65, 1560 nucleotides. RefSeq lists its product as uncharacterized. Lineage: Eukaryota; Fungi; Ascomycota; Eurotiomycetes; Eurotiales; Aspergillaceae. The coding region runs from base 138 to 1433 and encodes 431 amino acids. The record is from RefSeq and is a predicted model, not a curated record. The transcript is spliced from 2 exons.
UGCAUGUGCGACUGAGGUUUUUCUGUUGAUAAUAACACAUCGCCUCACUUUAUCAUGUUUCUCCCCAAAAGUCCUUCAUUCCCAUUCAGAUCUCCCUGCGUACAAUCUCACACUCGCCUUCUCAACCUCACCUUCUCAUGAAUCCAAUAAAACGCGAAAACGAAGAACCCAUCCAAAAGGACGCCACGAAAAGAGUCAAGACAAAACAUGAUGAACUUUUCGAGCCUUUCUGGCUAAUACCAGAACACCUCCUCCCUUUCCGCGUACAUCUAAGCUCCAUCAGUGAAAGCGACAUUAAAAUCACUUCUCCCCCUGAGAUGCCGCGUUGGUACUCGAGCGAAGAGCGGACCGCAAAGAUCGGAAUGGCACUGAGAAAAGUGCUCCCCGCUUCGGGGGAGAGCACGACGAGCUCGGGGCUAUACGACUCUGCCUAUGUUUGUGUUACCCUGUUUGGGCGUUACAAAAUUGUUGACUCAAAGGGCACGCUACUCCUUCCUGGGGAAUAUCUCGCAGAUCCGGCCUACGAUACCCAAGUGAAGUUGCUGCAGCUUGUCUUGUGUAUUGUCAAAGGAUUCCUUGAGGAUAUCAGGGCGAAUACCUCUAAAUUUGUGGCUAUGCUAUACCACUAUUGCGCGGACAGAAGGGCAUGGGAGGUAAAGUUGGUCAAGAAGCUGGUGCGAGAGGGUCUUGUUGUCAUGACCACCGAAGACAUCAAGCGCAUUGAGGAUUGGCGGCACCAAGCAGAUAGAAUCCCACCCGGUAACGACAUAUAUGACUGGUAUCGUGAAGAUCUGACAAUUCUUGAAAAUCUUCAAAAGCCUCUCCACGGUAUAACCCGGUCAAUCGAAGACGAUGGGAACCUUCCACCAUUUAUCACAGAUGUAAUUACUGCUGUUCACCGUCUGAAACAGAAGCUUAAAACACUCGAGGAUUCCCAGCUGCCAGAGCAGCUACUUAUCGAAUUCGACGACGAUGGUAACAAUGAUGGCGCCAUUCACAACGAAGAGAAGCCUCAGUUCAUCCCGCCGCCAGAUCCCGACGCUGCCGAAAGCUUCUACCACUGGUGUCUAGAAAGACAUGGUCGUUGGGCACGGAAAGGCGCAUUCAACAGUUCAACAUGUCACGAAGUCUACCAAUUAGCCCGUCUAGAUGAUGUGAAAUGCCACACUGAGCUGAACCUCCACAGAAACCCAUGGGGCUUGCCCGCUCACAGUUUAUACGAUGCUAUGAAGGGCUUGCAUGUCGAUGAUCAGUACUAUACCGUGCCGGUACGCGAGUUCCUACUUGACCUUGAGCCGUGGUACUUCCGCCAGCCUAGGGAAAUCAAGGAGCGAUUGCAGACUAUGGAUAUUCUUGGGUGGUCACUUGGGGCGAAUCUCUCUAGUAGACGAAACAAACUUCUUGGUCUGCCGGUUGGUGGAAGUAUGGAGUGAUCUUUUGCGUAUUAGUGCAUUUUCCCACGGCCGCUUUGGCAAGUACAACACCGUGUUUUGUGUCUGUAAGACCUUUCAAAUAAAGGAUUUAAUUAACAUGUCUAGCACGAACCUAGAGUGUUCUGCU